Messenger RNA from Trichoderma asperellum CBS 433.97, 1449 nucleotides. RefSeq lists its product as uncharacterized. The record is from RefSeq and is a predicted model, not a curated record. Gene Ontology annotation, biological process: oxalate metabolic process. Gene Ontology annotation, cellular component: outer membrane-bounded periplasmic space. NCBI's taxonomy places the organism in Eukaryota, Fungi, Ascomycota, Sordariomycetes, Hypocreales, Hypocreaceae.
AUGAUGGCCAUAGCAGCCCCAGCUCCUCAGAUCCAAUCUCUUGGAGGGAACACUGGAGCUGUUGCUGGUGUCACUCCUCCUAUUGCUACUGUCACUGCUCCUGUUGGUAGUCUUUAUGGCAGCACCAGCCUCCAAGGCGGCAAUGCUGCUAACAUCCCCGACACUAGCAAGGAAAGCGCCGAGGUUAAGAGUUUCAAGGAGGUUCCCGGCCAGGAUGCUGACUCCAGCCUUGGUGUCUAUCUCGACUUCGAGAGCGUUGAUGAGCCACAGCCCAUCCGUGGUGCCUUUGGUGGCACAGAUGCCGGCCCUCGCACAUUUGAGUACGAGAAGCUGAACCCUGAUCUGUUUGCGGCCCCUGGUACAGACUCUGGAGCCGUUCCCAAUGCUGUUUGGCCUCUUGGUUUGUCUCAUAACCGACCUGGAGCCUCUGGCAGAGCUGGCUGGGCCCGACAGCAAAACACUGCUGUGCUCCCUAACGCCAAGGACAUGGCAGGUGUCGAUAUGAAGCUUGAGCCUCACGCUUACCGUGAGCUUCACUGGCACACUGCCGGCGAAUGGUCCCUGAUUCUGAAGGGCUGUGUCCGUGUUGCAGCUAUCAACGACGAGUCUCAGACUUUCACUGACGACCUUUGCGAGGGAGAUGUCUGGUUCUUCCCUGCUGGUGUUCCUCACUCAAUUCAGGCCUUCGAGAACGGUGCUGAGUUCUUGCUUGUCUUUGAUCAGGGUGACUUUGACGAGAAUGGAACUUUCCUCAUCACCGAGAUGUUUGCUCGAACCCCUCGAUCUGUCUUGUCUAAGAACUUCCGCGCCCCUGUCAAUGCUUUCAAGAACCUACCCUCUAAUCAGCUGUACAUUUUCAAUGGUACUCCUCAGCCCAAGGAUAUCAGCAAACAGAACACAACCGCUCCUGGUGGAUUUCUUAGUGGUCCCAACGGCUACACUUUCCACUGGUCUCAGCAGAAGGCUUACGAGGUCCCAGGAGGCUCAGUCAAGAUCCUAGAUCCUACUACUUUCCCCAUCGCCUCCAAGUUUUCUGCUGCUCUUGUUACUAUCCAACCUGGCGCUAUGCGAGAGAUUCAUUGGCACCCAACUUCUGAUGAGUGGGAUUACUUUAUCCAAGGCUCUGGCCGUGCUACUCUAUAUGCUGCCCCCAGCUCCGCCAACACUUUCGAUUUCACUGCUGGCGAUGUCGGUUACAUUCCUGUCGCGAACGCGCACUACGUUGAGAAUACUGGCACCGAGGACCUGAUCUUCUUGGAAGUGCUGCAAGCCACUAAAUUCUCUGAUAUUUCAGUUGCCCAGUGGCUUGCUCUGACUCCUGAACAGACUAUUAUUGACCACUUGAACAUUUCCAGCGACGUCAUUGCGGCCCUGCCCAAGGAGAAGACACUCCUUAAAACUGGAAAUACUAACCUUACCGAGAUGGUUGAAAGUGGCAAGGCUUACUAA